AUGCAUCGUCUUUUUGCUGAGCUGGAGCCAUCUUUAACCGUCACAGAGCAAAACCUGGCAGACCGAGUUCGGUAUAUCUUGCGCUCAAAUAUAUUUGAUGUCGCCGAACUCGAACGGCUACGACGUGAGGCUGUUCCCUCGUCGGAUGAGAAUGCUACGGCUGAGGAUGCGGCGCCACAAAUGGUAGAGCAACCCGCAAACGUGGAUGCCGCCGUGAAUACCCCAGUUGUGGUUGAUUCAAACGAUGAUGGAACAGUCGCCCAGGAACUGGAACUAGAGCAUAUGAGGAGUACAUUGGAAGAGGCGAUUGUGGAAACGCGCAGUACGACUCUCGAAAAUCGACCGCGACUUCCCCGCAUAGCCCUAAGCAAGCGGAAUCGGGCUGUCGUGAGGGCUCUGAACCCAAUGCUGGUGACCUAUUUGGAAGCCAGCCGGGACCUUUGCGAGACGGACUCAAUUCUUUUUGGCGCCGCGCUGGCAGUCUGCCGUAUCAUAGGCGCCAAGGUUUCCACGGCUGGACGCGCUACUGGCCAUAGUAGCGCUAUCCCAGCCUGGAGAAGAAGAAUUGAGGAACGUAUCGCAAAGGCUAGAGCUCUCAUCGGCAGACUGAUAUGCUUCAGAUCAGGCAACAACAGGCCAAGAAUUGUGCGCACCGUCAGGAUGGCGUUUGCUGGGACAAAUGUCAGUUUGUCCCAGCCGGAUAUAACGCAAAAACUGACGGAGCGCAUAGACGAUCUGAAGCAGAGAGUCGCUGCUUGGGGAAAACGGAUUCGGCGAUAUACCGAGAGGUCGACACGGUUAAACCAGAAUCGUCUCUUCCAGAGUGAUCAGAAGAGGCUCUAUGAAUCAUUGGAGCGACCAAUGGUAAGUGGAACGGGUCCAGCACCGAAUCAGGCCGACACUGUCGCAUUCUGGCGCGGCCUGUGGUCAGAGCCCGUAAACCACAGCGAGGGCCCUUGGACGGAAGUUGUGGCGAGUCAGUGUGCGGGUAUUACGCCCAUGGACCCCGUCAUCAUAACGCCGGAUGACGUAGCUGAGGCGGUCCGUAGGGCCCCGAACUGGAAAAGUCCGGGGCUUGACGGGCUGCAUCACUACUGGCUGAAGGGGUUCAUGGAACUGGAACUAGAGCAAAUGAGGAGUACAUUGGAAGAGGCGAUUGUGGAAACGCGCAGUACGACUCUCGAAAAUCGACCGCGACUUCCCCGCUUAGCCCUAAGUAAGCGGAAUAGGGCUGUCGUGAGGGCUCUGAACCCAAUGCUGGUUACCUAUUUGGAAGCCAGCCGGGACCUUUGCGAGACGGACUCAAUUCUUUUUGGCGCCGCACUGGCAGUCUGCCGUAUUAUAGGUGCCAAACUUUCCACGGCCGGACGCGCUACUGGACAAAGUAGUGCUACCCCAGCCUGGAGAAUAAGAAUUGAAGAACGUAUCGCAAAGGCUAGGGCCCUCAUCGGCAGACAGAUAUGCUUCAGGUCAGGCAAUACCAGGCCAAGGAUUGUGCGCACCGUCAGGAUGGCGUUUGCUGGGACAAAUGUUAGUUUGCCCCAGCCGGAUAUAAUGCAAAAACUGACGGAGCGCAUAGACGACCUGAAGCAAAGAAUAGCUGCUUGGAAGCGGAUUCGGCGAUAUACCGAGAGGUCGACACGGUUCAACCAGAAUCGUCGCUUCCAGAGUGAUCAGAAGAGGCUCUAUAAAUCAUUGGAGCGACCAAUAGUAAGUGGAACGGGCCCUGCACCAAAUCAGACCGACACGGUCGCAUUCAGAGCCCGUAAACCACAACGAGGGCCCUUGGACGGAAGUUGUGGCGAGUCAGUGUGCGGGUAUUACGCCCAUGGACCCCGUCAUCAUAACGCCGGAUGA
This is a messenger RNA of Parnassius apollo (apollo), 1857 nucleotides long. The record is from the annotation of a GenBank genome assembly. Lineage: Eukaryota; Metazoa; Arthropoda; Insecta; Lepidoptera; Papilionidae.